AUGUUACGAUAUCUGGAUCAAUCUCUGCGGAUAAGGAGCUUCAGAGUUCGAGCAAACGGACAGAUAUCAAGCGAGAAAAAGAUGGAAACAGGAUUGUGUCAGGGAUCCGUACUCAGCGUAACCCUAUUCCUCAUAGCAAUAGACACAAUCAAAGAGAACCUACCACCAGGAGUCAAGCUGCUACUCUACGCCGAUGAUGUUGUCCUUAUAGCAUCAGGAACAGACCAAAAAGGAGCAACCGCAAAAUUAAGAAAAGCCCUCUUUGAAAUACAGAAAUGGCAGGAUAGUUCUGGAUAUCGCAUUUCAGCAGAAAAAAGCGUUACCGUUGUGUUUAGGAGACAAAAAACGAAAAGAGUGAACGAAGCGAAUAAGUUGCGAUUAAAUAACCAAACAAUUCCACGAAGAAACCAUCACCGAUGUCUGGGAACAAUCCUAGAUGAAUGUCUACAAUUCAAAGUACAUGCGGAAGAAUUAAAAGCAUCCGUCCAGCAACGAUUACAAGUACUGCAGAGUGUGACCAGAAGGAACUGGGGCGGCGACAGAUCUACACUAAUAAAAAUUUACCGAGCGUGUAUAUUGGAAAAACUCCUAUACGCAGCACCGAUAGUAGCAGCAAUGAACGACGCAAACUUAAAAACACUGGAAACAGUUCACAAUCGUGGACUUCGUGCAAUAUGCGGAGGUUUCUACACUAGUCCAAUAGUAAGUCUCCAAGUGGAAACAGGCAUCCCAGGACUCCGGACACUGCUAGACCAAAGAACCGCGAUCUUCACAGCUAAAAAGAUAGCCAAAGAACACUAUAUGGCAGAUCAACAAACUGGUGCCACAGUCAGAAUUGAAUCACCUUCAGAAUCUGAAAACUACAGCGAUAGCGCAAGCAACUUUAGCUCCGGAGAAUUAUGGGAUCAGAGACCAGCGCGGACCCUAAAUACGGUCCUGACCAGGGGAAUGGACAUUCUCAACGAUCUAGCCAUUGACAUACCACCAAUAAGCGUUUUUUCGAACCCAAAUUGCCCUCCGUGGAAUAGAUCGAAACUGCCAGUCGACAAGUUCCUUGUGUCUUGCUUGAGGAACGGGGCAUCGCCUGCAGAACUACGAGCGCAAUUUACAAGCAGAGUAGCUACACGAUAUCGCUUUUACCGUGCUAUUUAUACCGACGGAUCGAAACGAGGCACCAGAUGUGGAUACAGCAUUGUCAGCAGAGAAACAGUCAUUAGAAAACGGAUCAACAACAUGUGCAGCAUAUUCGAAGCUGAAAGUCUAGCAAUACAAGAAGCAUUGUCAUGGGUGGCAAGUCAGGAACGGGUGGGGGCUUACCUUAUAUGUACCGACUCGCUCAGUGUUAUUACCGCAUUAGAGACGUACAAAAUAAAAAGCAAGUGGCGGGACGACAUAGCAACGAUUUAUCGACAGGUAACACUCAAUGGAACAGCUGUACAAUUCUGCUGGGUACCAAGUCACAGCGGUAUUGAAGGUAACGAGAGAGCUGAUAAGGAAGCAAAGGUAGCAUUAGAGCAGCAAGACAUGUUAACCCUGGCGGUUGACAUGAAAGCAGUAAAAAUGGCAAUAAAAACAGCAUUCAUUUGGAAGUGGCAAUCAACAUGGUCAGCGACAAGGAACAACAAACUGAGGGAGAUCAAGAAUACUGUUAUACCGUUCAAGGAAGCUUUUAUCGGCACACGAAGAGAGGAUGUAGCACUGACGAGACUGCGUAUAGGCCAUACCAAAUUUACCCAUCAGUAUCUUCUGGAAAAAGAAGAUCAACCCCGCUGCCAGAGAUGUAAUGCACAGCUAACAGUGAAGCACGUAGUAGUGGAGUGCCCGCUGCUCGACGAUGAACGCAAGAAAGCAGAUGUACCAGCAAAUUUAAGAGAAGC
This is a messenger RNA of Topomyia yanbarensis, 1877 nucleotides long. RefSeq lists its product as uncharacterized. Lineage: Eukaryota; Metazoa; Arthropoda; Insecta; Diptera; Culicidae. The annotation marks the transcript as partial. The record is from RefSeq and is a predicted model, not a curated record. Gene Ontology annotation, molecular function: RNA-DNA hybrid ribonuclease activity; nucleic acid binding. The transcript has a single exon.